UCCUCACUUCAUCUCUCUUCCUAGUCAUUUCCAACACUUGGACUGUUUUCACCAACAUUAACCACUUCCUCCGGCUUUUUUUUUUUUUUUUUUUUUUUAAUAUACCCCCGUUCCCUCCUGCCUGGCCUGCCGUCACCAUGACGUCGGAGCUGGAGAGCAGCCUGACCUCCAUGGACUGGCUCCCUCAGCUGACCAUGCAGGCGGCCAUCCGCAAGACGGACGCCCAGAAUGCCCACGGGCCCGGCAUGGGCAAGAAGAGCACCUUACUGGAUCACACCACCACGCUGGAUCAGGAGGAGGUGCAGCAGCACAAGGACGGCAAGCCUCCGUACAGCUACGCCAGCCUCAUCACAUUCGCCAUCAACAGCUCGCCAAAGAAGAAGAUGACGCUGAGCGAGAUCUACCAGUGGAUCUGUGAUAACUUCCCCUACUACAGGGAGGCAGGCAGCGGCUGGAAGAACUCAAUACGGCACAAUCUGUCGCUAAACAAAUGUUUUCUCAAAGUGCCUCGCUCCAAAGAUGACCCUGGAAAGGGCUCCUACUGGGCUAUUGACACCAACCCAAAGGAGGACGCUUUGCCGACUCGGCCAAAGAAGAGGCCACGGUCUGGAGAGCGGGCUUCCACACCAUACAGCCUGGAUUCAGAGUCUUUGGGGAUGGACUGUAUGAUCUCUGGAAGUGCCUCUCCAACGCUGGCAAUCAACACUGUGACUAACAAGGUGGCGUUGUACAACACAGACCAGGAAGGUAGCGAUAGUCCGAGAAGCAGCCUUAACAACAGCCUGUCUGAUCAGAGUCUAGCCUCUGUCAAUCUCAACAGUGUGGGCAGCGUUCACAGCUACACACCGGUGACCAGUCAUCCGGAGCCCGUGUCCCAGUCGAUGAGCCUGCAGCAGCCCCCCCAGUCCCAGUACAGCAUGCCAGACAGGGAAAAGCAGCUCCCGUUCUCAGACUUCGAAGAUCUCAGUGCCUCCUUCCGCAGCCUUUACAAGUCUGUUUUUGAGCAGUCCUUCAGCCAACAAGGUCUGAUGGGCAUGCCGUCGGAUAACUCCCAGCAGACCCACACCUCCUGCUCCUAUCAGCACUCCCCCAGUGGCACCAUCAACACUCAGAACAACCUGUCAAACAACCAGCCCAACAACCACCACAACAACCACCCCGCCAACAGCGGCCAGGUUCCCCUGUCCCACCCGGCCCAGGCCCACCCCGGCCACGGAUCGCCCCACGCCCAGCACCUCUCGCAGCACAACCAACACGGCCAGCACCCUCAGCACCCGCAGCACGCCACGCACUCCCAGCACGGCCAGCACCCGACCCACGGCCAGCACCCGCAGCAGCAGCACACGGCGCACACGCAGCACAACCAGCACAACCAGCACCCCUCCCAACACGGACAGCAGCACCAGAGCCUCUCCCACCCGCAACAGAUGGCCUGCAACACAGGUUUACGGUCUGAGUGGUACCCGAAUCUGGAUGCCCUGAAAGAAAGCUGUCGUAUCGCCAGCAGCUACAACUGGGCUGAUGUCGACCUUUCUCCUUUCCAAGGUUUAAGAGAAAGCAUGAGACAGGCUGAGCUGAACAAUUGGUGCCUUGAACCCACUCAGAUUGCGGACCUCUGCUCGUCCAUCAACCAGUUCUUUGCUCGUACCGGCGUCAUUCAGCAGCAGGGGGCGGUACAGAGUCCUGUGUGUCACGGCGCCAUGCACACCAACAAACCCGGCCAGCACCUCAACACAGGAAACCUCUACAUGGACACAAGACAGAGUAUGCCCCCCAUGAUGGGUCCCCCCGGAUACCCCCACAUGCCCCCCAUGAGCAACACGGGACCCACAAUGACAGGACACCAUGCACAGAUGAACCAGCAGCACAUGAUACCUUCCAGGACCUUCCAGAUGCAUCGCAUGCAAGCCGACGACAUCCAGGACGAUUUCGACUGGGACUCCAUCGUCUAGACGCUCCACUUCCCCGUUAAAGCAAGUCCAAGCCGAUGGAGGAGGAGGGGGGGCGAAACCCGGAGGAGGCCAGGCUGAGCCGACGAGGCCGCAGGUUGUGUGAUGCAGAGGAACGUUUGACACGGUGAAAAACCCCACAGACUUCAGAGUCCUGACAAUUGUCCACACGGCGAACCAUAACCAGAAAAUGUUACUUUGAAGACAAUCAUGUUUAGUCAGACCUGUUCUCGUCUGGAGACGAGUGGAGCUCAGUAACAGUGAACCUCCUCAGCCAGCCCCCUCCUCUUACCCAGAACAUCCUCUUCCUGCCACACACACCCCCCCCCCCACCUGACCCCUGACCCCUCUGCUCCUUAACUGUCAUGUGAUUUGAGCGACGUGUUCAGCUUGUAAUUCUUCUCGUGUCGACAUAGGCCUCAGCUGCCUCUAAGAUGAAGUUCUCUCUCUCCAACUUUCUCUCCCCUCUGUUUAUUUUUUUGUGUUUAUGAUAUUUUACUUCAUAAACACAUUUCAUUCAUGUUUCUUUAUUUUUAUUUUUUUUAAGAAAACACAGGCCGUCUGUCUCUGUGAGUAACGUGAUGGUGCUCGUUGGUCGCUUCUGGGGAAAACAGGUUUACAAAUGUUUAAAAUCUGAACAGGGUGUUUUGUUUGUUUUUAUCCCCACUGGUUUGAUUUUAUUUUACUUGUUUUAAAACCAGGAGUUGAGCCGGAGAGGGAUCCCACAGGGUGCUGUGUCCGGCUCUCUGUGUGUCAUGGGAGAACAGAGACUCUCAUCGUUCGCUCUUAAACACUUAAAGAUGAAUGAAUUUUGAUAUCGAGAAGAUAAAACCAGGAGUGUGAAAACAGAUCUUUGAAUUGAAUCUGCGUCUUGUGAAGUUUAGAGUUGUUUAGAUUCGUAAGAGAAACUGUAGCACCUUUAGAAAUUCAACGAAACUCAAAACUGUUUUAGUCUCUAUUGUUCACUAAAUAAGAUGCUACCACUCAAAAACCAUUAGAUAAUCUGUAAGAAUCACGAUACGUCUGAGUUAAGUUUUAUUUGGAUGAAGAUUCAAGGAUUUUUUUACUGUCAUACCGUUUCUACUUGUUUGUGGUAGGAAAUAUGGACUCAGGUCACAGAUUAAGAAAUUUAAUACAUAACUAGAUUAAUAAUAAAGAUCAGUCUGAACCUCCAUUUACAUCUCAGUUAUUCAGCCACAGAAACGUCUGAAACUGCAUCUCAGAUCCCAAAUAAUAAAUAUAUUAAAACUAGACCAACAUCUGCAAGAAAACAUAAAGAGAGAAAAAUGAUUAAACUAACGUUUCAUUCAGGGAAAACAUACUUCAGUGAGAUUUUAUUUAAUGAUCAAUAGGGCACUAUCUGAUUAAUCAUGACUCAAUUAUUGAAAUAAUUAACUAAUUUAGUAAUCGAUUGUUAGUAAUCGAUUGAUCAUUAACUCUAGUAUACGACGGCAAAGCAGUAAUUAAGCCAAAACUGUGUUAAAAAUACACAUUUUGCAUUUAAGAUAAAAAAAUAUUAUUUUUCUGUAAAUAUCUCCAUAAGUGGUAGAUUUAGCUUAAUCUGGUUCAAAUUAUGUAAAAACUCAGAUUAAGCAUCAAUUAUUAAGCGGUUAAUCCAGAAAUAGUCAGCAGAUGUUGAUAGAAAGGGCUGAGCUUUUCACAUUAAAAAUAUUAAACUUCAGAUUCAUCCUUUGAUACAAAUGAUUUGUUAAUGAUGCUAUUAUUGCUUUUUAAGCAAUAAAAAUUUAAUAUAUUCCAAUUUAAAAAAGGAAUUGCAUUCUUUAUUUGCAUCUUUUUAUGCU
Messenger RNA from Xiphophorus maculatus (southern platyfish), 3751 nucleotides. It is a transcript of the gene foxj3, whose product is annotated as forkhead box protein J3-like. The record is from RefSeq and is a predicted model, not a curated record. The transcript has 11 exons. The coding region runs from base 138 to 1952 and encodes 604 amino acids. Gene Ontology annotation, biological process: regulation of transcription by RNA polymerase II. Gene Ontology annotation, molecular function: RNA polymerase II cis-regulatory region sequence-specific DNA binding; DNA-binding transcription factor activity, RNA polymerase II-specific. Gene Ontology annotation, cellular component: nucleus. Lineage: Eukaryota; Metazoa; Chordata; Actinopteri; Cyprinodontiformes; Poeciliidae.